Onychostoma macrolepis is the source of this 3146-nucleotide messenger RNA. It is a transcript of the gene llcp, whose product is annotated as treacle ribosome biogenesis factor 1. Lineage: Eukaryota; Metazoa; Chordata; Actinopteri; Cypriniformes; Cyprinidae. The transcript is spliced from 9 exons. Gene Ontology annotation, molecular function: protein binding. The record is from RefSeq and is a predicted model, not a curated record. Bases 146 to 2707 code for a protein of 853 amino acids.
CAGUGCGAGCAGUGGAGAGUUCAGGGGUCAGAGUGAAGGACUGCGCGUGUUGCUGCUACGCGAAUGUAGCGGAAAUAGAAACAUGCAGCAAAGUUUUUCGUAAGUUUCUCGCGCGGCCCUUUUUAAAUUAAUCCCCAUCCCAAACAUGAACUCAAAUAUUACAGACGCCUCGCAGGACGAGCUGAUCAAUUUAAUAUAUCACCAUUUAAAGGACAACGGCUACAAGAAAGCAGCCAACGUGCUGAGAAAGCACGCGCCCCAGGUUGAAACUGAAGAAGUGAAAGCAUCCUUGAUCGAGAUCUUUAAGAAGUGGGCACGCUCAGAUGAUGGAGAUGGUGUUCGAACUCCUGAGCUCAAGAGUCCUGCAAAGAGCAAGUCAGGAACCAAGUCUAAGAUCACAGCCCCCUCUGCUGUAGUUGGUCCAAAAAAGUCUGAGAGCAACAAGACGACUUCAGGAUUGGCGCAAAAAUCAACGAAACAGAAGAAAAAAGAAACCGUGACAAAACCAAGGAAAAGAAAAAAGUCGGUGCCUCCAUUGGCCACUGCAGGGAACGAUUCCGAUUCAGACUCGAGUUUAGAUGUGGAGAAGUGGAGGAAAAUGGUUUCUCAGUUCUCAGAUGCUGAUCGAGUGAAGAUGGAUGUUCUCUCGAUCUUGGAUGAAUCUCCUGUCUCCUCACCUGCAAAGUCUUCAGCAAAGAGAAGGACAACAAAUAAGCCGGCAAGAGCUAAAAAAGAGGCAAACCCAACCAAGAAGGGAAAGUCCAGAACACCAGCAAAGAAAUCGACUGAUAAACCUGAUGACGUUCCUGUAACGACUGAUGCACCUGAGACUCCUUCAAAAAAGUCAAAAGACAAAGAUUCUGCAGCUAUUUCUGAACAUCAUGAUGUUAAGACACCAUCCAAUAAGGCUGGGAAUAAGAAAAAUAGUAGUAUCUCAGAUCUUGAUGUGGUUAAGACCCCUAAAAGAACUAAAGCUAAAGCUACUGACUCAUCAGUUCAGGAUGAGACUGAUAAACCUGAUGACAUUCCUGUAACGAUAGAUGCAUCUGAGACUCCUUCAAAAAAGUCAAAAGACAAAGAUUCUGCAGCUAUUUCUGAACAACAUGAAGUUAAGACACCAUCCAAAAAGGCUGGGAAUAAGAAAAAUAGUAGUAUCUCAGAUCUUGAUGUGGUUAAGACCCCUAAAAGAACUAAAGCUACUAACUCAUCUGUUCAGGAUGAGACUGAUAAACCUGAUGACAUUCCUGUAACGAUAGAUGCAUCUGAGACUCCUUCAAAAAAGUCAAAAGACAAAGAUUCUGCAGCUAUUUCUGAACAUCAUGAUGUUAAGACACCAUCAAAAAAAGGUGGGAAUAAGAAAAAUAGUAGUAUCUCAGAUCUUGAUGUGGUUAAGACCCCUAAAAGAACUAAAGCUAAAGCUACUGACUCAUCGGUUCAGGAUGAGACUGAUAAACCUGAAGCACAUCAUGAAACUAAUGGACUCUUAGAAACUGGCAAAAUUGCCACUCCGUUGACAAGGACUAAAGAGGUUGGUGUAUCAGAUUCAGAAGCCAAUAGGACUCCUAAAAGAGUUCACUUUAAAAAAGAUGAUAGUUUUCCAGAGCAAGUUGAGACCAGUGUUUGGAAAGAUAAUGGUACCUCAGAAGCCAGGAGCACUGAAACUCCAUCUAAAAAGGCUAAAAAAAAGAAAGGCCAAUCUGAAGCCAGUAAUGUUGAAACUGACAAUAGUCCCUUAAAUAUUAAAGAGGUUAAGAAAGCUGCUAGCAAACUGCUAGAAACUAACAUUACGAUGGACGCUACCUCUGACCAAUCAGAGACGCCAUCAAAAAAAGUGAAAAACAAGAAGCCUAAAAGUGUUGUAGAGCCUGUUCCUGAUGAGAUGCCUUCAAAGAAGGUCAAAGCUAAGAAAACAGAAGGUCUUUCUGAGAUUGACCAAGAAACGACAUCUGAGAAAGCUGAUGUCUCUCUAGAAUCCGUUAAACCUGAUUCUCCCUCUAAAAAAGCCAAACCUAAGGCCAGUAAAAGCCAUUCAGAAACAGUUGAGCCUGAAACGCUAUCAAAGAAAGCUAAAGCCAAGAAAGUUAAAAGCACUGAAGAUACUGGCGAGGAGGAAACGACAAGAAAGAAGCUCAAAACAGCCGCAUCAGAUGCUGAUCUCCCGCAGUCUGACUCUACAAACAGCUUUUCAAAAAAAAGAAAAGUCAAGGCUGCUGAUAAUAUGGAGAUCCAGAAUGAUGUUCCUUCAGAAACGCCCUUAAAAAGUAGUAAAUCUCAAGCAAAGACUGUAGAUGCUGAUGGUUUGGGAAAUGAGGAAACCUCUAGUCAUGAUCUAAAAACUCCUUCCAAAAAAAGAAAGCACAAAUUGGAAGAAGCUUGUGACGUCCCGGCACCAGAGGAGGCCAUGCCUGAGCCCAAGAAGGCCAAGAAACUCAAAGAGAAGAAGAAAAGCAAGGAGGGUGAAAAUGCAGAUGCUCUUCAACCACCAGCAGAAGAAGAAGAAGAAGCAGCAGCAGCAUCCGUUCCUGUAGCAAUAAGUCAGAAGAAAAAGAAGAAGAAGAAAAAGGAGAGAGAUGAAGAAACAGAGGAGAUAGUCCCUGAUGGUCCUCCUGUAUCUGCUCCAGAUGAGGAGGUGGUAGUCCACAAAAAGAAAAAGAAGAAAGAGAAACAGCUCGGUAGUAAUCAAACUCAUGGACUCAACAGCACAUAACGGAUGUAACGGCCCUCAAGACUUCAGUUCUCAAUCUCACGAUCUCGGCUGAAAUAAUUAUUUAACCUGAAUGCAUACUCCGUCCCUAUUGUAUGGAUCAUGUUUGUUCAUAUGAAUGUAAGUCAGUGUUUUUAUGUCUUGUAUUUUUAUGGGGAGGUACCUUUUGAGAAAUAUUUAGUAUUGUUUUUUUUGUUGUCUUGUUUUUCUAUUUUUGAUAACUGGAUUUUUUAAAAUCAUGAGAUCCAAGGGGGAAAAAAAUCAUGUUUUAUUUUCGUUUUAGUCAUAUGAUAGGUUUUCUUAAUUUUUUAAUUAAAAAGUACAAUGGCUUAAGAUCAAGCACUAAAUUAUAUAAAUGUACUUUUGUGAUAAAAUUUAUGAAAAGGUCACAUUGUAUUUGUCAUUUUUGAUUCAAAAUACACAUCAGAUGGUUUUACUUACA